UAUUUAUAGGCUACCACCAAAGCUAGAGCUAACUAUGUGAAUGGUUAUGGAUGUGCAGGGAUGGGGUGUAGCUGUGCUGGUUUUGGUGCCAAACAAGGAUGAUUCAUUCAAAACCCAUCCAGUGAAUUUCCUGAACGAAAAGACUCUGAAGGGCACAUUCUAUGGCAAUUAUAAGCCUUGUUCUGAUCUGCCUUCUGUGGUGGAGAUGUACAUGAAAGGGGAGCUAGAUUUGGAGAAGUUCAUCACUCAUUCAGUCCCUUUAUCAGAGAUCAACAAAGCCUUUGACUACAUGCUCAAAGGGGAGUCCAUCAGGUGUAUCAUUCGCAUGGAAGACUAGAACAAUGUGAAAUAGUGUGCGGUAUCAGGAUUCAAAGUGUUAUUUGUGGUUGUGAAAAAGGAAGAAUAAAGUUUUGUAUACAGUCAAUCCUCAUUGUAUUUUAUUAAAUUUGUGAGUGUCGCAUUGUAAUGAACUAUAGAAUGGUUGUUACUUAAAAUUAAAUUUUGGCGUCUGUGGCUUCCAAGACACAUGAAUGUGAUAUGGUAGUAUUUGUUUUAUAA
Prosopis cineraria is the source of this 558-nucleotide messenger RNA. Its product is annotated as alcohol dehydrogenase 1-like. The record is from RefSeq and is a predicted model, not a curated record. The coding region runs from base 41 to 337 and encodes 98 amino acids. The transcript is spliced from 2 exons. Gene Ontology annotation, molecular function: zinc ion binding; S-(hydroxymethyl)glutathione dehydrogenase [NAD(P)+] activity. Gene Ontology annotation, cellular component: cytosol. Gene Ontology annotation, biological process: formaldehyde catabolic process. Lineage: Eukaryota; Viridiplantae; Streptophyta; Magnoliopsida; Fabales; Fabaceae.